UCCAGACUACAGCGGGAAGAGCGUCCCUGCGGUGGCUCGGCCUUCUCCUCUCUGAGAAGAGGAAGCCCCGGACCUCGGGAGCAGGAAGUGGUCCAGAAACUGCUCAGGUGUGGGUGUAGGUGGUUGAGCAACAGGCAGUCCUGCCUUCUUGAUUCCCCAUAAAGAUACAGUUCUCUGCAGUGCAUCUGAGAAGCAGCAGACAACCCAAAUUCUUGAGUCCCUGCCACCAUGAGGGAGACUUGGAUGGAGUUCCAGAUCCGAGCUUUGAUCUGACCCAGUCCCAGCCAUUGUGACCAUUUGGCUUUAAGGUGAUUGACGAGGACAGAGUCCCUAAGCUGCGAAGAGACUGAAUUUUGGAAACUACGUCCAGAACUCCACAGUGUGUAUUUAGGUGCUCUUCCCUCAGGCCUGCAGGUGGACAGCAAGAGCAACAGUGAUGAUAGCAUUUGAAGACCUGGCUGUGUACUUUACCUGGGAGGAAUGGCAGAACAUGAACCAAGCUCAGAAAAUCCUGUACAGGGAUGUGAUGCUGGAGACCUACAGCAGCCUGUUCUCCCUGGGGCACUGCAUGACCAAACCUGACUUGAUCUUCAAGUUGGAGCAAGGAGCAGAGCCCUGGAUGGGGGAAGAAUGCCUACAUCAGAGCCUUCCAGUUGCCAUGAAACUGGAUGAACUGAUUAAGACCAACCAGAAAAGUCUGGAGAAAAAUCUGAAUCAGAAUGUUAUGAAAAAUAAUAACACAUUAACUCCCAAGAGAGUUGAAUUCAGAAAAACACUUAAUUUAAGUAUAAGCCAUAUUCCAAAACUGAGUAUCAAAAAGAGAAACUAUUCAGGAAUAAAAUCUGAAGAAUGCAGUGUAUGUCAGAAUGUGUAUCCCCAUUGUGGGCCUGAUCAGCUACAAGCUGGAGAGAAAUUUGAUGCUACUAAGGCACCUGGGAACACUCUCCAGUUCUGUGAGCCUCUUAAUGAACAGCACAAAAUUCAGACCAUGGAGCAGGCACUUGAACAAAUUGGACAAGGGAAAGUCUUCAAAAGGAAGAAUAUAUUCUAUGGAUCUGAGAAGCUUUUUAUGGUAGAAACCUGCAAUAAGCCAACUGCUACUAUUGGCAAGACAACUGAAAUACUACAAGAUUUCCAUAAAAAGUCUAACCUCAGUAUACAUCAACAAAGUCCCAAAAGAGAGAAUGUUUAUAAGUAUAUUGGGCCUGUGGAACCUGUCAUUUACCAAUCAUAUGUUAGAAUGAAUCAUAGACCAAAUAUAGAGAAGGAAUCCUAUGCAUGUAAAACUUGUGGGAAGUCAUUCACUAAUAAAUUCUGCCAUCCCCUCCAUCACAGCACUCAUAUAGUGGAAAACCCUCAUGUGUGUAAUGAUUGUGGAGAAACCACUCACCAGAAGUCAGGUGUCAUUAGACAUCAGAGAAUUCACACAGGGUUGAAAUCUUAUAAAUGUAAUGACUGUGGGAAGUUCUUUGGCCAUAAGUCACACCUCAUAAAUCAUCAGAGAAUUCACACAGGGGAGAAACCUUAUGAAUGCAAUGACUGUGGAAAAGCCUUUGGCCAGAAGUCAAUCCUCAUAAUUCAUCAGAGAAGUCACACAGGGGAGAAGCCUUAUGAAUGCAAUGACUGUGGAAAAGCCUUUGGCCGGAAGUCAAUCCUCAUAAUUCAUCAGAGAAGUCACACAGGGGAGAGGCCUUAUGAGUGCAAUGACUGUGGAAAAGCCUUUGGCCAGAAGUCAAACCUCAGAAAGCAUCAGAGAAGUCACAGAGGGGAUAAGCCUUAUGAAUGCAAUGACUGUGGAAAGGCCUUUGGCCAGAAGUCAAACCUCAGAAAGCAUCAGAGAAGUCACACAGGGGAUAAGCCUUAUGAAUGUAAUCAUUGUGGAAAAGCUUUUGGCCAGAAGUCAUACCUCGUAAAUCAUCAGAGAAUUCACACAGGAGAGAAACCUUAUGAAUGCAGUGACUGUGGGAAAACCUUUGGCCAGAAGUCAAACCUCAUAAAUCAUCAGAGAAUUCACACAGGGGAGAAACCUUAUGAAUGCAAUGACUGUGGAAAUGCCUUUAGCCAGAAAUCAGCACUCACAAAUCAUCAGAGAAGUCACACAGGGGAGAAACCUUAUGAAUGCAGUGACUGUGGGAAAAUCUUUGGCCAGAAGUCAAACCUCAGAACGCAUCAGAGAAGUCACACCAUGGAGAAAGCUUAUAAAUGAAAUGACUGUGGAAAAGCCUUUGGUCCCAUCCUUGCAUACCAAGGAUAAAUCCCACUUGGUCUGGGUGGAUGAUCUUUCUGAUGCAUUGUUAGAUUCAGUUGGCCAGAAUUUUGUUGCAGAUCUUUGCAUGUAUGUUCACCAGGGAAAUUGGUCUAUAAUUACUUUCUCUGUUGUAGUUUUUUCAGGUUUAGGAAUGAAGGUGAUGCUGGCUUCAUAGAAAGAAUUUGGGAGAAUCACCUCUCUCUCAAUUGUUUUGAAUAACUUGAGAAGAAUUGCAGUUAGUUCUUCUUUAAAUGUCUGUCAGAAUUCAGCAGUGAAGCCAUCCAGUCCUGGAAUUUUCUUUGUGGCGAGGGUCUUUAUUACUGAUAUCAUUUCCAUCUGGUUGCGGGUGUGUUUAGUUUUCCUAUAUCUGUGUUGCUCAAUUUAGGAAGGUUUUAUGGAUGUAAGGAAGGUGGAAAGCCUUUUUGCUAUAAUUCAUAACUCAUAAGAUAUCAGAGAAUUCACACAGGGAAUUUUCUAUAUGACCUUUUUGUACAAGUUAUAUCUCAUGAAAUAUUAGAGAAUUCACCAAGGGGAGAAAUGCAUGAAUGUAAUAAAUGUGAAUAAGCCUUUGUGGUGCAAAUCAGACCUCAUCAAACAAAAGAAUUCUCAUGGGGAGAAAUUUUAUGAAUGUAAUGACUCAGAGCCUUUUACCAUAAUUCAGCCCUCAUUGUACAUCAUCAAAUUCAUAUAGGGAAAAACCCCUUUGAAAGUAAAAUCCCUUUAAUUACAAGCCAUACCUCAUAAGACAACAGGGAAUUCACAUGGGAGAGAAACAUAAUGGAUGUAAUGAGUGUUGGAAAGCUCUGCCCAAAUCUCUCCUUAGAAUGCACAACAUAUAUAUCUAAUGAAUGAAAUACAUGUGAGAAAGCCAUUUCACAUAAGUAAUGCCUCAUAAUCCAUCAUGGAGUUUGAACAAGGGAGAGACCUUAACAAUAUAAUGAAGGUGGAAGAGCUUUUCCCCAAAAUUCAUGUAAGUAUUGUGACAAAACCUUUUGCUGGAAAUCACAUCCUAUCUAACAGACUCAUGUAAGUGAGAAAGCUUAUAAAUAUUAUUAGUGUGAAAAUAUUGUCAGAAGUCAAUGGUACAUCAGAGAAUUGACACAGGUGGUUUCUUAGGAGUAUAAUGAUUGUGUAAAAACCUUUUCUUUAUUUCAGGCUUGUAUAGAUAUAGAAUUCACAAAAGGUAAUAUUCUUUGCAUGCUGUAAAUAUGAUAAAACCUCUAGCCAGAAAUUAGAGAUCAGCAGACUUCAGAGGAUUCAUAAGGAACAAAAUUCCAUGCAAUGACUUUGGAAAAAGUAUUUCUGCUAUAAAUCAGUCCUCAAUUCCCAUGAAUAGACUCACAAAUGAGAAAAUAUGCAUGCAUAGAAAAGUUUUGUUAUUUAUUUGAAAGAGUUACAGAUAGAGGUAGAGACACAGAGAGGUCCUCCAUUAGCUGGUUCACUCUACAGAUGACUACAAAGGCCGGAGCUGUUCCAUUCUGAAGCCUGGAGACAGGAGCUUCCUCCGGGUCUCCCACAUGGGUGCAUGGGCCCAAGGACUUGGGCCAUCUUCUUCUGCUAUCCCAGGACAUAGCAGAGAGCUGGAUUGGAAGAAGAGCAGCUGGAACUAGAACUGGCACCCAAAUGGGAUGCUGGCCCUUCAGGCCAGGGCUUUAACCCACUGCACCACAGCGCUGGCCCAAAUUUUUAUCUUUUUUAAGGAGUGACCAUGCUGUUCUCCAUAACAACUGUACUAAUUUGUGUUUUCACCGACCAUAUAUGAAGGUUUUCUUUUCCCAUAUGCUCUCUAGCAUUUGUUAUUUUUUAUCAUUUUGGCAUAAAGAUGAUAUAAUAUUGUUCAUGUUUUUGUGUAUUUUGAAAUCAGUUAUUUUGUUUAUUAAAUAUUUGUCUAUUUGAAAGGUGGAUUUAGAGAGAGAGAGGGAUAGACAGAGAUAGCUUUCAUCUGCUGGCUCACACCCCAGAGAGUUUCAAUAGUUGAGCCUGGGGCAUGCUGAAGUCAAGAGCUUCAUCCAAGUCUCCCACGUGAGUGGCAGGGACCCAAGUCCUUCGUCCAUCUUCUGCUGGUUUCCCAGGUGCUUUAGCAGUGAGCUAAAUUGGAAGUGGAGAAUCCUAAACUCAAAGUGAAACUCACAUGAUAUGCUGGCCUCACAGAUUGCAGCUUACCCCACUUAGCCACAAUGUCAGCCUCUCUAUCAAUUUAAUUCCUCAAAAAUAGGUCAGUAAUGUUGGCAUCUAUCUCAUUUUGUUUUCUCUCUGUUAUUAUUCAACUUAUUGAUGUCUUAUUUUUGUUCCCAUUAUUGCUCUCAAUUGCUCUACCCAUGGUCAGUAGCAGCUGCUGUGUUGCUUAAACGCAGUGUAUGCUUUAGAUUCCUCAUUUACUGAGUGCAUGUCAUUCUCAUAGCACUUCCCUGAAGUUCUACUAUGUCCCAAAUCCUCUUCUAGGCACAGAAUUCAGACCACUUUUCUGUUAGGCCUAGAUCUUGCCUUUAACAUACUACUUGGAAUUCAGUAGCUCAUGAAAUCUGCAGACUGCAUAAAUGAAUGAAUAUUUUGAGGGCUGUGAUUUUGUGGGGGAACUUCAUAAGAGACCGAAGGAAUAAAAUAAAUCAAAAGUAUCCAUAGUAUAUAAAAUGUAUACUAUUUAACAAGUCACAGAGAAGAGGAAGAAGAAGGAAAGUAGUGAGACUAGAAAGUUUGUGGCAAGACUAACAGGCACUGGUUGAGAACUUAAUAAGCCCAUUAGGAAAGCAGUAAGGUUUCUUUAUCUCCCUGUAGACUCUGCUCCCCAGAGGUGAACAGGGUCCUCUAAACCCACUUGCUGCACACACAAAAACCUGAGCGUUGUAUUCUCCCACAGAUGUUGGAGACUGAUAUUGUGUUCUGAUUUAUAUUUACAUAAUGGCCAGUGACAUUGGGCAUAGUCACAUGUUUUGGCCAUUUACAUUUCUUCUGAGAAAUGACUAUUCAGAUCCUUGCCUGUUUCUUCACUGUAGUUUUUGCAGUUUUUCCUAUAUAUAUAUAUAUAAGUUCUGGAAAUCUGUAAACAUUCAGAGUUUUAAUUUUUCCUGCCAUUCUGUUCAUUGUAUCUACACUCUGAUGUUUACUUUGUUUUGUAGAAGUAUCUUAGUUUGAUAUACUCAAAUGUCUGUUUUUAUUUUUGUUACUAUUGCUAUUGGAAUCUUACCCAAAACUAUUGUCUGUUGACAAUAUUUAGAGUUUCCCUAUGUUUACUUAGGUUUUGGUCUUAUGAUUAGAUUUUUAGUUCACUGUGAGUUCACUUUCACAUAGUGUAAGAGAUGUUGGAGUCUAUUUUCAGGCUUCUACAUAUGGGUAAUCAGGUUCCUCUGCACCACUUGUGAAAGAGAUUCUUCUUUCUCCAGUUCAUUUUAGUUCCUUUGUUAAAUAUGAGUUGCCGGUAGAAAUUUGGGUUUAUUUCUGUGCUACCUAUUCUUUUCCAUUGAACUAUGUGUCUGUUAUUAUGUCAGUGCUAACACUUCUUCUUUUUGUUUUUUACAGUUUAUUUAUUUAUUUGAAAGGCAGAGUUACAGAGAGGUAGAGGCAGAGAGAGAGAGGUCUUCCACCCACUGGUUUACUCCCCAAAUGGCCACAAUGGCCGGAGCUGUGUUGAUCUGAAUCCAAGUGUUAGGAGCUUCUUCCAGGUCUCUAUGCAGGUUCAGGGGCCCAAAGACUUUGGCCAUUUUCUACUUUUUUCUCAGGCUAUAACAGAGAGGGGUAUAAGAAGUGGAGCAGCUAGAAAACAUACUGGCAUCCACAUGAGAUGGUGGCACUGCAGACGGUGACUUUACCUGCUUUGUCAUAGUGCUGACCCCUGUAAUAUGUCUUAAAAUAUGGUAUGAUGUCUCCAGCUUUUUUUGUUUUAUAAUAUUGCUUUAGAUGUUAAGCAUCUCUCAUGUUUCUAUAUGAAUUUUAGCAUCAUUUUUUCUAGCUCUGAGAAGAAUAUCGUUGGUAUGUUGAUUGGGAUUGCAUUGAAUCUGUAAAUUGCUUUUGGUAGUAUGGACAUUUUGAUAUUAUUCUUCCCAUUCACAAACAUAAGUUUUCUGUGAGACUGUCAAAAAGCCUUGACAAAAAUUGGACUUUAUUACACAAAAAUUGAUCACUUUUUGGGAUCAUUUAAAUCCAUAUUUUUGCACUAAUAUUUGAUAAAUAAUGAAAGACUCUGAGCAUUUUAGUAGGAGAAAUUAAAAAUAUUUAUUUUACCAAUUUCUUCAAAUAUUGUUUAGAUUUGAUAUUCAAAUAUUGUUUAGAGCCAUUGUAGUCCCUCUAAAUUAGGAUCAUUUUGCUUUUUGCCUGUUAAACUAGUCCCUUGAUUCAACAACCCUUUUUAAUGUAAUGUAUACUUAAAAUGUCAUUUCAUAAGCUAAAAAAAUGACAAAGAAGGAAAAAGAAGGGAGGGAGGUUGAGUAUAUAAUUAUGUUCUUUGAUUUGUUUCUAUAAACCAUAUUGAAUCUUUUAAAAGCUAAUUAAAUUAAAACUCUAAAUUGGACCAUUAUGGCCAAUAUUUAAAACAAGUGAUUAAAACCUGUAGAUUUCUUCAAUUUUGAUUAUUUCUUAUUUAGAAUAUCUAAAAGAGAUCCGGUUUCUCACUUUAAAGUAUACCAAUGUACUAGAAUUCAGUAUUAAAUGACUUUGUUUAAAAGUGUUAUUUAAUCUAUUGCUUUAAGUGGUAAUACUAUGGCCAUUGAAAAACAAAAUCCUUAUCAUUUUUCAUAAAACAGAAAGGGCCUUUAAAACAUCAUCAUUAAAAAUAUUAAGAGACCUAAAGUAUAGCAUUCUUAAAACCCAAAUGAUACCACUCAAGAUUUUCAAACAUGCAGGGAUAGUUCAUGUCAAGUAACUAAAUAAUUGUUAAGUGUAUAUAUGUAAUAGCUUCUAUAAAUUCUUUUGGCAAGGGCUGGUACUGUGGCAUAGUGGGUGAGGCUGCCAGCUGCAGUGCUGGUAUUCCAUAGGGGCAUCAGUUCAAGACCUGACUGCUCCACUUCCUAUCCAACUCUCUGCUAUGGCCUGGGAAAGCACUAUAAAAUGGUCCAAGUCCUUGGGCCCCUGCACCUGCAUAGGAGACCAGGAAGAGGCUCCUGACUCCUGGCUUCUGGUUGGCACAGCUCCAGCCAUGGAGGCCAACUGUGGAGUGAACCAGUGAAUAGAAGACCACUCUCUCUGCCUCUCCUUCUCUCUGUAAUUCUGACUUUCAAAUAAUAUAAAUAAAUCUUUAAAAAAUUCUUUUGGCAAAUAGAUGAAGCUAUUAUACAUUUCAAAUAGCAAACAUACUAGAAAAAUAUAUUGAAUAACAUUUAAGCAACUCAUAAGUAUACACAGAAAUUUCUCACGAUAACAACACAGCAACCACUAAAUUUCCAAACUUAAUUUUCCACAACUUAUAAUCUUUAACUCCAGAAGGAGUACUAAAUUCACAGAACAGUAGCCUAUGUAUCAGGAUACCUAAUUCUAAUACAGAAUUAUCCCUGCUACAACUUACCUAUGUGACCUUGAUCAAUUCACUUUGCUUCUCUGGGCCUUGGCAUUGAGCAUCCUCAUGUGAUAAAGGAGGUUUGGGUAAGAUCAGUUGUACUCAAGAUCGACUUCAAUGAUCACUGUUUCCAAACAGGCACCUUAAGGGAAAGUAAAGCUUUAGAUCAAAGCUUACAUUUUUAAAUAUAAAUAUGUUUUAAACUCUUUCUACAACUAGUACAAAACAACACAUUCAAAUGUGUACCAUGCCACUUUUCAAUAUUUGGGACAAAUUAAUACAUCAUUUUAGAGCGUUGUCUUGAGGCCAGCACUGUGGUGUCGCCAGUAAAGCCACUGUAUGCAGUGUGGGCAUCCCAUAUGGAGGCUGGUUCAAGUUCCGGCUGCUCCACUUUCCAUCCAGCUCACUGCUAUAGCCUGGGAGAGCAGUAGAAGUUGGCCCAAGUCCUUGGGCCCCUGAAUCUGCAUGGGAGACCCGGAAGAGGUCCUGGCUCCAGGCUUCAGAUUGGCAUAUCUCUGACCUUUUAGGCCAUCUGGGGAGUGAACCAGCACAUGGAGGACCCCCCCCUCUCUCUCUCUCUUCCUCUUGUUCAUUAUCUGUGUAACUCUGACUUCCAAAUAAAUAAAUAAAUCUUUUAAAAAAUCAAAAGAAUAUUGUCUUGCACACAGUAAACCACUAAGUACAAGACAUUGUUAGUAAUAUUAGAUUGAAAUAUUGAAAUAAACUAGGCAAUAAGCCUUAAGAUGCAAAUUAAUACCGAGAAAUAUAAUCUCAAAUUUCUGUGUUCAACAAGGUAGUCUCUUUUUCACUACUAACUUUAUACUGAAUAAGAUAUUUUGAUAUUUUGUUAAGAAUAAAUUUAUCGGGGGCCAACACCGUGGCUCACUUGGUUAAUUCUCCACCUGUGGUGCUGGUAUCCCAUAUGGGCACUGGGUUCUAGUCCUGGUUGCCCUCUUUCUGUCCAGCUCACUGCUAUGGCCCAGGAAGGCAGUGGAGGAUGGCCCAACUGCUUGGGCCCUGCACCUGCAUGGGAGGCCAGGAGAAAGCACCUGACUCCCGGCUUCCGAUGGGUGCAACUCCAACUGUGGCGGCCAUUUGGGGAGUGAACCAAUGGCAGGAAGACCUUUCUGUCUCUCUCACUGUCUAUAACUGCCUGUCAAAUGAAAAAAAUUACUAGUUUUUCAUAAAAUCUGCAGUUUUGAAAAGGUUCUAAAAUCCUUCCAAUUCUAAAUGUCUAUGACUCGUAACUCAUUAGCAUGUAUUGCAUUCUUUACAUCUAAGUAAUCCUAAUUCACUUUUAAAUGAUUAACAGAUCUGCUGUUAUAUAUAAAUACAUGCUUUUCCAAAAAUCAUACAAUAAGCAGGCUACAUACCUUACUUCAAGUAAAACUGCCAUAUCCAGUCCUAUAGAUUGUAAAUAAGACAGUUUCAAUUGUUCAGCGUUAUCAAUUAUAAAUUCCAAUAGCAUAGCAAUAGUCAUAAGAAUAAAGGGGCCUAUGCUGGGGCGUAGCAAGUAAAGCUGUGGCUUGCAGUGCUGACAUCCCACAUGGGUGCCAGUUCAAUUCCUGGCUACUCAAAUUACUAUCCAGCAGUAGAAGAUGGCCUGGGCCCUUGGGCUCCUGCACCUGUGUAGGAGACCAAAAAGAAGCUGCUGGCUCCUGGCUUUGGAUAGGCACACAGCCACUGUGGCCAAAUGGGGAGUGAACCAGCAGUUGGAAGAUGGCUCUCUCUCUCCUUCUCUCUGUGUGUAACUCUGACUUUCAAGUAAAA
Molecule: messenger RNA, 9503 nt
Organism: Lepus europaeus (European hare)
Lineage: Eukaryota; Metazoa; Chordata; Mammalia; Lagomorpha; Leporidae
Product: zinc finger protein 717-like
Exons: 7
Coding region: 437-2206 (589 amino acids)
Biological process (GO): regulation of DNA-templated transcription
Source: RefSeq, a predicted model, not a curated record